Polistes canadensis is the source of this 1427-nucleotide messenger RNA. RefSeq lists its product as uncharacterized. The transcript is spliced from 3 exons. NCBI's taxonomy places the organism in Eukaryota, Metazoa, Arthropoda, Insecta, Hymenoptera, Vespidae. Gene Ontology annotation, molecular function: N-acetyltransferase activity. Bases 205 to 969 code for a protein of 254 amino acids. The record is from RefSeq and is a predicted model, not a curated record.
GUUUCACUUUGCUGUAUCUCACGAACGAAAUGGCCUUGCAAAAACGGAAUGUCUGUGAUUCUUCGCUACUUAGCAACAAAUUCUUUUCGAGAAUUUCAUUUAAUUCGAAAACGUUUGAAAAUAAAGUCCUACGAGAGUAAUUAAAUUAAAUUAACACGUUGCGAAGCGAAUGUAAAACGAUAGGAACGACGAACACGAAAAAGAAUGUCAUCUUAUCGGUUGUGGGGUUCAACGGAGGACGGAGCUAUAGAAUUUGAGUCGUUAACAAACGAUACAUUAUCAGGUGCUCUCAACGUGAUAAGAACCAGUUUCUGUACUCAAGAGAGUGUAAGCAAGGUCGUAAAUGUUGUAUCAGAACCUGGUGCAGUCGAUGAACUGAUCGAACUUUGUCUGGAUGCAGCAAAAGAUGGCGUCAGCGUCGUUGCCAUCGAGGUCGAGACCGGCGAGAUAGUUGGCGCACUUUUCAACAAAAUUCAAGUUGCUGGAAAUCCAACAGAAAAAACUUCAUUCGAACGUUUCAGUGAAUCUUGUAAAUACAAAUCGUCGAAAGCACUGGUCGAUUUCAUGGUCGACAUUGAUUCGCGCUUCAAUCUCUUCAAACACUACAACGCGAAAUGCAUUUUGGAAAUAAUGUUUUUAGCGGUAUUACCGGAAUAUUCUAAACGUAGAAUAGGCGAACUUUUGGUCUCGUCGUCUUUAGAAAUUGCUAGGGAAUUGAAACGGGGAGAACAGACCAAGAUUCCUGUUUUGGUUAAAGAUUACAAUUCUAUAAUCAAUUACGAUGCAAUACCGACAUUAGCUUCAGCAAUAGGUACCUCGAAUUAUUCGACAAAAAUCUUUGUCAAAUUGGGCUUUGAAAUAUUGUUAAGUAUUAGUUUUGAUAAUUUUGAAUUUGAUGGGAAGAAAUAUAGUGAGAUACUUAAUAACGAGCAUAAAGAUUGCUCUUUGAACGCUAAAAGAAUUUUGUAAACAUUUCUAUCAACAUUGAAAUUAUAUGCACAAUAAUUGCAAAGAAAUAUCAAAUAUUUACGAGAUUUUAGAAUAGAAAUAUUAUUCUUUUAAUGGCGCACACAAAAGUAAAUAACAUGAAAGAAAAUCCUUGAAAGAUAUGGUUUUAUUGAAACGAUAUAGUAAAACGUAUGACAAAAUUAUCGAUUCACUUGAUAACUAGAGUCUUUACGUAAUAGCAUCGAGUAUAUAUAUAUAGUACCGGGAGAUACAUUAUUUGUUUAAUGUCGAUAUGAAUAUGGAAAUGUUUUCGUUGACGACAGUUUAAAAGGCUACAACAUAAUCCACAUAUAUAAAUUUAUAUAUAACAUGUAUUAAUAUUUAAUUAAUUAUCAUUUUUAUCUAGCUCGUUAUUAAUUAGCAUAAUUAUGUUUUGUUUCAAAUAAAAUUAUGUUAUAUUAUAUAAGUAUUUAUUUAUA